UGGUGGCUCUUUCCGCUGUGCAGGUUGGUGUACGACAGGGAGACGGGAAAGCCAAAGGGCUAUGGCUUCUGUGAGUACCAAGACCAGGAGACAGCCCUCAGUGCCAUGCGGAACCUGAACGGGCGAGAGUUCAGCGGCAGGGCCCUGCGUGUCGACAACGCGGCCAGCGAAAAGAACAAGGAGGAGCUGAAGAGCUUGGGCACAGGUGCACCCAUCAUAGAAUCACCCUACGGGGACCCUGUCAAUCCUGAAGAUGCCCCUGAGUCAAUCAGCCGGGCAGUAGCCAGCCUGCCACCCGAGCAGAUGUUUGAGCUGAUGAAGCAGAUGAAGUUGUGUGUCCAGAACAGCCCCCAGGAAGCCAGGAACAUGCUGCUCCAGAACCCCCAGCUGGCUUAUGCCCUGCUGCAGGCCCAGGUGGUCAUGAGGAUUGUUGACCCGGAGAUUGCACUGAAAAUCCUGCAUCGCCAGACCAGUGUUCCUCCUCUGAUCCCAGGCAACCAGCAGCCAGUGCCAGGGCCGGGACCGGGACCAGGGCCUGGGCCAGGUCCAAAUGCCCAGCUGAACCCACAGAAUACCCCCUCGCCCCAGCCACAGCCCAUAGGUGGGAUGCACGUAAACGGCGCUCCUCCUCUGAUGCAGCCGCCCAUGCAGGGAGGAGUGCCAGCCCCAGGACAGAUGGCAGCCCCUGUGCAGGGCCCGGGCCCCGGCCCCAUGGCUCCAGGAGGUGGGAUGCAGCCGCAGGUUGGGAUGCCGGGCGCUGGGCCUGUCCCCUUGGAGCGCGGACAAGUCGGAAGAGAUCCCCGAGGGCUGGAGCCACGAGGACUGGAGCCGCGAGGGCUGGAGCCCCGGGUGAUGGAGGCGCGAGCCCUGGAGGCACGAGGCCUGGAGCCGCGGCCCGGCUUUCGGGAGGCCGGGGCCAUGGAGGCCAGGGUCAUGGAGCCCCGGGGCCUGGAGCCUCGAGGGCCUGGUCCCAACCCACGUGGCCCCAUGCCUGGUGGGAUACAGGGUCCUGGGCCACUUAACAUGGGAGCCAGUGGCCCGCAGGGGCCCCGCCAGGUUCCUAACAUGGCAGGGGCAGGGCUGCAGGGGGGGGGCCUUCCUGGGGGAGCUGGUCAGCCUGGAGGCUUUAGCCCUGGACAGAGCCAGGUCACCCCCCAGGAUCACGAGAAGGCAGCCCUGAUCAUGCAGGUUCUGCAGCUGACGGCGGACCAGAUCGCCAUGCUGCCUCCAGAGCAACGGCAGAGCAUCCUUAUUCUAAAGGAGCAAAUCCAGAAGUCCACGGGGGCACCCUGA
Molecule: messenger RNA, 1293 nt
Organism: Tauraco erythrolophus (red-crested turaco)
Lineage: Eukaryota; Metazoa; Chordata; Aves; Musophagiformes; Musophagidae
Source: RefSeq, a predicted model, not a curated record